AUGAGCUACUCUACAACAUCUCCUUCAUCAACUUCAACAGCAGUAUCAGUCGAUAAUGAGACAAUACAUUAUAACAACAAUAACAAUAAUAAUAACAAGCUGAAACAGGACGAUAUUGAUCAGAUCGAGUUUGAUGUAGACGUCGUUGGUCGUGUCGAAGGAGACAGCGGCGUCAAUCACGACUCGAACAACAACAACAACAACAAGAUGCUCAAUGGUCGCAUGGACACUCCGACAACCUCGUCCAAAGACGAGACUAUAUUUGAUCUGAUGCAGGACGAGGACAUGAUCACAAAUCAGGACGGCACCUCGACUUCACCUACAGGAUCGUCAUCGAUAUUAUUGUCAACAGCCGACUCUGACCUUUUGGUCAACAACAACAAUAAUAAUAACAACAACAGUAGUAGUAGUAGUAGCAGUAGUAGUAGUGCUCCUACAACUACACACAAUGAGUCAACAAAUGGAGGUGAUGAUGACAAGAUGAACAUAGAUGAACCAGACCGGCAUCAACAACAUGAACAACAACAUGAACCACAACAAUUGACGACACCAAUAUCGAUGACAAUGGAUGUUAGGAAAGAUGAUGAUAGCACACAACAACAGAUGAAUACAAUGACAACGACACAGAGCAUAGUAACAUCAAGUGCAAACAGUGGCGCCAACAAACGAAGCUACUUGGACGAACGAUUCACUCCACGAGACGACAUCAAGCACACCCUAUCAAACUAUCCCGACACCUCACAGCUCAAGUCAUCACUAUUCAUCAACCUUUACUCCAACGGAUACAGCUUUGACAAUCUAAAUAGAGACAAGAUAUAUCCAUAUGAUAGGACAUCAAAGGAGUUCUUGGGCUCCAUCGGACAGGGCAAGCUUGUUCCAGAUCUCAUUGAUAUUCUGGACGAAGUCACGUGUCACUAUUACGAUGGAUGCAUCAUCGCAGAGAUCAGAGAUUACAGAGGAACAUCACAACCAAAGUUCAACAACAUUAGUAGUAGCGCAACAACAUCCACAACAAUCAACAGCAGUAUAAACAACAACAAUGAGGACAAUAGUAGUACUUUACAACAACAACAACAGACGCAACUACAACAACAACAACAACAACAACAUGAUACUAGCAAUAUACAUAUACAAGAGAAGAAGAUUGUGUUGAAGCCAGACACCGAGUCACUGCUAUUUGACAUCAAGAAGAAUGCCUCUUUACUCAAGAACUCUGCCAACGAAGAGUAUCUGCUACUGUUUGAACAGAAGCUGUUGGAAAUCACCACAUCAUCUCUGUUUCUAUCACCCAAGCACUCCACACUACUAGAUCAACGAUAUUACAAUCAACAAAAGUUCAACUGUACAAAGAGGCCAAAGCAAGUUGACAACAGACGGCUGAAUACCCAACUCUUGCUGAGCCAGCAGCAAUAUCCUUCCACACUGCAAUCACCUUUUCACAAAAGAGUUCACAACUCAAUGGAUGGCAAAUUCUCAUUGUUUAAAUUCUUAACAUCUAAUACGCAGUGGGACUUUGAGCGAAGGAAGAUACUGGAGCGUUAUAAUCCAGUGGACAACGCCAAGAUCUAUCCAUAUUACUAUCAAGAUAUAUAUCAACCUUCUGUUGCAAUCACUGGUCCAUCAUCAACAUCAUCAUUAUCACCGAAACCUCAAGGUUCACCAUUGACAGCGGCAUCAUCAUCAUCUACAUCAUUGACAUUGGCACUUCCAUCUUCAUCAUCUACAUCAACAACAUCAUCACAGUCAUUGGUCAAACCUCCAAACAGUUCAUUCAAGCCAAUUGUAAAGCUGUCAAAGGAGGCAGAGCUAAUCAAGGAUCGCAUAUUGCAAUACGUGUCCACUACAAGUGUGCUGGUGCUCACCUACGAGUGCAAACAACGUAGUUCAGUAUAUGAGCUCAACCUAACUGUUAGCGACACAUUGAACAGCUUCAAGUCACAACAGCAGCAGAUCCAAUUGAUUCAGCAACAGAAGCAACUUCAAAUGCAACAGCAACAGCAACAAAUGCAACAACAGCAACAACAACAACAGCAGCAACAACAACAGCAGCAACAACAGCCAAUGCAACAGCAGCAGCAGCAACAACAACAACCAAUGCAACAGCAGCAACAACAACCUAUGGGCGCACCACAAGUACCACAACUCCUCAGCCACCACAACAAGCGACAACUACCACGACCAAUCCACAACAGCCCCAACAACCUCAACAAGCCCAACCUCAACAACAGCAACAACAACCUCAAGCAACACCGAUUCCUCAACAACAGGUUGCACCUGUUCAAUCUAAGCCUCCCGCAGCCAAGAUACCUCCACAACAGAUGUUGA
Acytostelium subglobosum LB1 is the source of this 2325-nucleotide messenger RNA. RefSeq lists its product as hypothetical. The transcript has 5 exons. NCBI's taxonomy places the organism in Eukaryota, Evosea, Eumycetozoa, Acytosteliales, Acytosteliaceae. The record is from RefSeq and is a predicted model, not a curated record. Bases 1 to 2325 code for a protein of 774 amino acids.